ACACAUUAGUUUUUAAAGAUUUAUGUAUUGUGCUGUUUAUACCUUAUCUGAUGCCAAUUUAAUGUUAGAUUGUAAGCAUUAAUAUUAGUUCAGCUGUUAUGUGCUGCCACCUAGUGACCCCCUUUGGGAUAGUUGUCCAUAUGUUAAUUAUACACAUCAUUCAAGGUUAAACCUCCCCCUAAAGUUCACAGGAAGUGGAAGUGUAUCCAUCUUGAGCACACACAGACAACUCACAAGAAGAGGGACAGACCCUAGGAUCCUUCACCCUUACACAGGCCCUGGUUACAUAACCGUCUUUUUACAAAAUAAACUCUUCAUAAGGAUAAAGCAUUCAAGUUAUUCAACUCACAGAGCAGUCUGAGUAUUCUUUGCUGAGUCUUAUGUGGAGUGUGUUAAGCUGGCUGGUUAACCUAUAUUACGCAAGGCACAGUAUAGUGUGGAAACAGUACAGUAAAAAGACGGUUGCAGCAGACCUGUAUACAGAAGCGACUGCAUCCUAAACAUGAGUCUGAGAUCGGGGAAGAAGUAUAUACCUGAGGAUGGGCCCCCCCAUGAGACAGCAUGGCAGGGAGAAAGCUAGCACCCAGCAAGAUGAGUUACGGUCACAUGCGUCCAAAUCAUCUAGGUCUAGCAAGAUGUCUGCAGCGAGUUCCCUAGCACUCAAAGCACGAGCAAAGGCAGAGGCCACACGUGUACAGCUAGCCUUUGCAGAAAAAGAAGCUAAUGUGAAAAGAGAAAUCGCAGAAAAACAGGCUAGCAUGAAUAGAGAAAUGGCAGAAGCAGAAGCAGAGCUGCAAAUUCUGCAGUGUCAGAGAGAAGCUGCCGCAGCAGCAGCUGAAGCUGCGGUCUACAUAGAAACAUAUUCAUCAGAAAGUGAGGGAACCCAUGAAGGCCCAGAAAUGCCGGAGAAACCUCUUUCCCCUGCAGAACGUGCAAGUGAGUACAUUCAGCGGGUUUCUAGUAUGCCAACCACUGAACGGUUGAUUAAAACUGAGCCAGCAGAAGUAUAUAGGCCUAAGCCGGCAGCAGUUACAAGUACACCAAGGCAGCACUACAGCGCCAGUGACGUCAAACCAGUUAGAAAAUAUCCAGCAGAAUACCCAAGAGACAGAAUUCAGAGUUUCCCAUUGCCUCAGCCUAAAGAUUGUGCGCCUGAGCAACAAUGCAUACAAGAUAUCACUAAAUAUCUGCUACGCAAAGAAGCAGUUAACUCAAGCUUCAUCAAGUUUGAUGACUCCCCUGAAAAUUACUGGGCUUGGAAGUCCUCCUUCCAGAAUGCAAUCAAAGAUUUGAACCUUUCAGCCUCAGAGACGCUUGACCUGAUGAUAAAAUGGCUAGGUACAGAGUCAGCCGAACAUGCAAAAAGUAUGCGCAGAGUGCAUUUGUUCAACCCUUCAGCAGGACUUGAUAUGGCUUGGCAGAGACUAGAGAAAAAAUAUGGCUCACCUGAAGUAAUUCAGCGAACAUUACAAAAAAGGUUAGAUGCCUUCCCCAAGCUGACCAACAAAGAUGCCAAAAAACUAGAACAAUUGGGAGAUCUUCUUCUGGAGAUAGAGUGUGCCAAAGAAGAGGGAUAUCUGAGAGGUUUAACAUACUUGGACAAUGCUAUUGGUCUUAAUCCCACGGUGGAGAAGCUACCAUACCACAUGCAAUUAAAAUGGGCAUCUGUCGGAACCAAGUAUAAAGCAGAAACAGGAGAAGAUUUUCCCCCUUUCUUUGUGUUUUCCAGGUUUGUGCAGCAACAAGCACAGAUGAAGAAUGACCCCAGCUUUGCCUUUUACAGCAACCGUGAUCAAUCACCUAAACCUGAAAGGCCUUACAGAUACCACGGUAAGACCUCUGUGUCCACACACAAAACAUUUGUCCCUACAGAAACCUCACAUUCUCAAACCAGCAGCAAGGAGGGCAGUAUAGAGAGCCCUGAUAGACAAUGUCCAAUUCACCAAAAGCCCCAUCCUUUAAAAAGGUGUAAAGGAUUCAGAGGCAAACCUAUAGGUGAAAGAAUGUAUUUUCUCAGACAGAAUGGUAUCUGCUUCAAGUGCUGUGAAACCACCAAACACAUAGCCAGAGACUGUAAAAUAUCAGUGAAGUGCUCAGAAUGUGGCAGUGAGAAACAUAUUGCAGCUUUACACCCUGACUUACCUGCGCCACCAGCAGAGACUGUACAAGCCAGGACAGAUCACGGCAGGGAGCUUAGUGACAACUCACCUCCUCCAGUUAUGUCUAAGUGCACUGAAAUCUGUGGCACAGGCAAGAGCUUCCGAUCAUGCUCUAAAAUAUGUUUAGUGACUGUGUUCCCCUCUGGACAAAGAGAGCGAGCAGUGAAAAUGUACGCAGUCCUCGAUGAACAAAGCAACCGAUCUCUUGCAAAGUCAGACUUUUUCAACAUCUUCAACAUUAAAACUACUGUUGCUCCAUACACUUUAAAGACUUGUGCAGGCGUUACAGAGACUGCAGGCAGAAGAGCCACAAAUUUCAUUGUUGAAUCCUUUGACGGGAAAACACAGCUCCCUUUACCAGCAUUAAUAGAAUGUGAUAUGUUACCAGAUGACAAGGAAGAAAUCCCUUCUCCAGAAGUAGCUUAUUACCAUCUCCACCUCCGUCCAAUUGCUAACCUCAUACCAGCUAUUGAUCCUGAGGCUUCCAUACUUUUGCUCUUAGGAAGAGACAUUUUACAAGCACACAAGGUGCAUGAGAAAAUCAAUGGUCCCUUUAAUGCCCCCUACGCACAAAGACUUGAAUUAGGAUGGGUAAUAGUAGGAGAAGUUUGCCUGGGAUCUACACACCAGACUAAUAGAGUCAGUACCUUGAGAACAUCUGUGUUGCCGAAUGGGCGUACCACCUUGUUGAACCCAUGUCAGAACAGGUUCACAGUCAAAGAAAGUUUUGAUAACCUAACGCAUUUCAGUGACUCUUCUGUGUGCAGCCAAGAAGACAUCAGCUUCAAUCCAGAGACUGAUAAGCUAGGAACAACAGUGUUUCAAAAAUCAAAGAAUGAUGACAAGCAAGCUCUAUCCAUAGAAGAUCAAGUGUUUCUUCAGAUCAUGGACAAAGACACCUAUCAAGAUGACAGCCACAGCUGGGUUGCUCCAUUGCCUUUUCGUACACCCAGGUGUAAAUUGCCUUCCAACAGAGAGCAAGCCAUGGUACGUCUCGCCUCACUUCGCAGAACUCUGCAUGGUAAGCCAGGAAUGAAAAGAGACUUCACAGAGUUCAUUAAAAAGAUGCUGGACAAUGAUCACGCUGAGAUUGCAAGACCACUGGAACAAGGUAAAGAACACUGGUAUCUGCCGAUGUUUGGCGUUUACCAUCCACACAAACCUGAUCAAAUAAGAGUUGUAUUUGACUCCAGUGCUGAGUGUGAAGGUGUCUCUUUAAAUAAUGUACUGUUAAGUGGCCCUGACUUAAACAACACAUUGUUAGGGGUUCUCAUACGCUUUAGGAAAGAACCUAUUGCCUUUACAGCAGAUGUGCAACAGAUGUUUUACUGUUUCUUGGUGAGAGAAGACCACCGAGAUUAUUUACGUUUUCUGUGGUACAAGGACCAUGACAUAGACAAAGAAGUAGUUGAAUAUAGAAUGAGGGUCCAUGUCUUUGGUUGCUAUAUACUGCAUGCGUAAAGCUGCUCUGACAAGUGCAGAACAAUUUGGACAAGAUGCCAAACACUUUGUGUUGAGACACUUCUAUGUAGAUGAUGGACUUGCAUCUGCCA
Molecule: messenger RNA, 3712 nt
Organism: Xenopus tropicalis (tropical clawed frog)
Lineage: Eukaryota; Metazoa; Chordata; Amphibia; Anura; Pipidae
Exons: 2
Coding region: 540-3620 (1026 amino acids)
Source: RefSeq, a predicted model, not a curated record